This is a messenger RNA of Heteronotia binoei (common prickly gecko), 2149 nucleotides long. RefSeq names its product pro-apoptotic WT1 regulator (gene PAWR). NCBI's taxonomy places the organism in Eukaryota, Metazoa, Chordata, Lepidosauria, Squamata, Gekkonidae. The transcript is spliced from 7 exons. The record is from RefSeq and is a predicted model, not a curated record. Gene Ontology annotation, cellular component: cytoplasm. Bases 479 to 1492 code for a protein of 337 amino acids. Gene Ontology annotation, biological process: positive regulation of apoptotic process; apoptotic process.
GUGGUGAGUUUCCUGUCACCUGGGCGGCCCACAGAGACAACAUGGCAAAAAGGAGGAAAAGGCGCUGCGAUCAGGUUACAACAGGCAUCGCUGAUGAGUUACUUACAGACAGGGUAGGGAGGAUCCUCCACGCCUUUCACCCAUUGUCAGGGCCACCUCGGCAGUUUCCGCUCCCGCUUCGGCUCCUUUUGUCUCCGCCCUGUGGGGAACGCUCGGGAAGCUUCGGAAUUCCGCUGACUCUUCCGGGACUCCACAGUGUAGCUCAGCGCCCACCGCUCACCUGGAGGAGCUGUGACCUCUAGCAGUCAGCGCCGCCACUGGCUCCGGAGCAAACGGGACCUGGGUGUUUGGUGGCCUCUCUACCCCCCUGCUAGUGCCUCUCCCGAGCCAGCCAAGCUAACGUGCCUGCCCGGCUCUUGAGGCUGGCCAGGGAGCUGAUUGGAGGCGACGAAGUUUUGGUUUGCCCCACUGGGAGAACAUGGCCACCGGGGGCUACCGGGGCAGCGGCGCCAACACUACCACCGACUUCCUGGAGGAGUGGAAAGCCAAGCGGGAAAAGAUGCGGGCCAAGCAGGCACCGCUGGCGGGGGGGCUGGCGACGGCGGCAGGGGAUUGCAAAAUCUCGGGGGCCGCCGCAGUCGUCGCCGCCGCCGCCGUCAUUGCGGCUGCCCCCACCGAGCUCAACAAUAACAACAGCAACGGCGGCGGCGAGCGAAGCGGAGCCAUAAAUUGCAUCCCUCUGGCCAGGUGUGGCACCAAGGAACCCCAGUCGCCGUCCUUGGCUGGGGCGAGAAGCGGGAGUGGCGCGGAGGCCUUGGGGGGCAAGGCGGGGGUAGUACCCAGCCCUCCGGAAGAAGAGAAAGUGGCAGCGAAGGGCAAAGGCUCCUCGGGCCCCAGCGCCCGCAAAGGCAAAGGGCAAAUCGAGAAGAGGAAGCUGAGGGAAAAGAGGCGCUCGACAGGUGUGGUGAACAUCCCAGCCACCGAGAGUUUAGAUGAAUAUGAUGAUGAUGAAGCAGGACAAAAAGAGCGCAAAAGGGAAGAUGCAAUCACACAACAGAAUACAAUGCAGAAUGAAUCAGCCAGCACAGACCCAAGUGCUUCAUUCAUAUUACAGGAAAACUCUAGGACCAUUUCAAACAGAUAUAAAAGCACAACAAACACACCAGAUGAUGACGUUUCUAGUAGAUAUUCACGAGCAGCAGACAGGACAGGAUAUAACAGAUAUAGCAGAGAAGCAAAUUCUUCUGGGGGUAUCAUACCAAACAGUUCUUUGGAAAAGAAAAUUGAAGACCUUGAAAAGGAACUAGCAAAGGAGAGGCAAGAAAACCUGAGGCUCAUAAGGAUAGCACAAGAUAAGGAAGAACUGAUUGGUAAACUGAAGGAAGAAAUUGAUUUAUUAAACAGAGAUCUUGAUGAUAUAGAAGAUGAAAAUGAGCAAUUAAAGCAGGAAAAUAAGACACUCUUAAAGGUUGUUGGACAGCUGACAAGGUAGAAGAUGGAAUCCUCAGAGAGGAAUGAAAUAUAAAAACUACUGAUUGAAUGUUAAAGAUCAAGGCUAGAACAUUUCCUCUGUUGCAAUAUGUCAAAACAACUGUCUUUAUAUUUAUUGUUGUGGGUGGGUCAGGGAGGAUGAAUGUUUUACAUAAUGCUCUUUCUUUCAUUGUAAAACAGCAUCAAGUUCUGUGACUACUCUUAAACUUCUGUCUAAGAUACACAGUUCAAAUGACAUCUCUUAAAACAUCAGAGUCCUGAUACUAAUGGGCCUUUAGAUUUAUAUAUACUUGGCCCAGUAAUACCCUUUUUAAAAAAAAUCUGAGCACCGAGAUCAUAUUUUGGUCUAUGCAGAUGUUCCUUUUUUCUUCUUAAAUGAAAGGAAGUAAUAGGGGUAAACCUUGUUUACACAGAUUCAAAAUCUAUAUAUAUAUUGGAAGAUAUUUGCUGUUUGUUUAAACAGAUGUAAAGUGCAGGUGCCUUACUACAGUGCUGAUGUGAAAAUUUUUUCUGAUGGGAUACUUAAUCAACAAAUCUUGUAUUUUGUGAUUUUUUUUUACUAUACUGACAAUGGUAGAUAGUAUUUUUUCUGUAUAACUGCUCUUUGACAAGAAAAAAACCCCUUUUUUAUAAAACUUAAAUAAAUCACUGAUCAUUA